This is a messenger RNA of Spodoptera littoralis (African cotton leafworm), 1329 nucleotides long. The record is from the annotation of a GenBank genome assembly. NCBI's taxonomy places the organism in Eukaryota, Metazoa, Arthropoda, Insecta, Lepidoptera, Noctuidae.
AUGAGUGGACAAUAUACAGAAAGUAUAGCGAAAAGUCCAAAAAUUGCACCCGUACAUAAAAUAGCUGUAGUGAAAACCGUACCUAAAGUUGAAACAAAUAAAUUCACCGCAGUAUCUUUUACUGGACAAGAAAACAAGUAUAAUAAAGAUAUAUAUCCUAAAGGACUGACAGAAGAUAUGAAAGAUAUACUAAAAGAUACAAAAAGUGAUAAUAGACAUACGGUUAUACUGAACAAGACCUUUACCCCAGAUGCGUCAACCGUUUUAUAUGACAGUAUAUUUUGGGGACCUCAAAUUGAAGAUGCCAUGCCUCAAGGUUAUGGUGAAGGAUCAGCAAAGAUCUGGGAACAGUAUAUCAAUGAUGCAGAGGUUGUUAAAAUGGAGGCUGGAUGUGGUAGGAUGCAGAACCGUCUAGUUACUUUUAAAGAUGGUCUCCAAGCUUGUGUCAGAUACAGGCAAAAUACAGAUCAAAUCCAAGGAGAGAUAUUUAGUUUCUACGUAGGAAGGUUGCUGAAUUUGACGAAUCUAGCCCCAUCUGUAGUGAGAAUAGUUGAUUUAAAGGAUAAACUUUGGAAAAACGUAGCUAAUGACAUCGCUGCAGCACAAUGGGGAUCAAAUAGAGCUGUAGUUUUGACACAAUACAUACCGAGCUUAGAAUCAGCAUCCAUUCCUGAUAUUUUCCGCCCGACAACAAGACAUUUGAAUAAGUAUGAUAUACUAAAAAUGUCAUUGAAAGAGAAUGACACUGAAAGCAAGCACAUUUUGAUAGACAAACUUCGAUUUAAGGAUAUAAAAUCAAAAUCUGAGAUGAAGAACUUCACCUAUAUCAACGUGAAGCUGAACAAAAAGACGAUUGACAAGUUUUUGGAACUAGCUCAGUGGUCGGAUUUGAUCAUAUUUGAUUAUUUAACAGCUAAUUUGGAUAGGAUAGUUAAUAACUUAUUUAACUAUCAGUGGAACGUGAACAUUAUGGAUGGGCCAGCUCACAAUCUGGCUAAGAAAAUGGACAGUGGACUUCUAAUCUUUUUGGACAAUGAAUCGGGACUUUUACACGGCUAUAGACUUUUGAAAAAAUACAAUGUGUAUCACAGUUUGAUGUUGGAUAAUCUGUGUGUGUUUAGGAAAAGAACUAUAGACUCUCUACAGAAGCUAUUUACGUCGAAAUCUGUGGGUUCCUUAUUGAGUGAUAUGUUCCACAAGAAGAACUCAAUUGUUAUAAGAGACAUUCUACCUUCUUUGCCGGAGAAGAAUGCGAAAAUUUUAAUCGAGAGAAUAGGUUCGAAACCUGGGUUGAACAAGCAAUUAACUAACACUACAGUACUAAAUUAA